Mastomys coucha (southern multimammate mouse) is the source of this 9439-nucleotide messenger RNA. Its product is annotated as cat eye syndrome critical region protein 2 homolog. Gene Ontology annotation, molecular function: protein binding. Bases 329 to 4717 code for a protein of 1462 amino acids. Gene Ontology annotation, cellular component: CERF complex. Gene Ontology annotation, biological process: chromatin remodeling. The transcript is spliced from 19 exons. The record is from RefSeq and is a predicted model, not a curated record. Lineage: Eukaryota; Metazoa; Chordata; Mammalia; Rodentia; Muridae.
GCCGGGCCCCCUCCCCACCCCCAGCCCCAUCUGUUUUCCUCGGCGCUGAGUGGAUUAUAUUGUAUGGGAUUGGGGGCGGCCGCACGGCCGCGGCGGGACGGGGCGAGCGCGCGGCCCCCGCCGGCUGCCGGAGCAGCGGCCGCUUCAGCGACUCGGCCCGCCGCCCCCCGCCCGCGGGCGCGCCGCAGCUCGAGCUCACGCCGAGCGGCGGGAGCCGCGGCGCGCUGAGAGAGAGAGAGGCGCUGCCCGCGGCCGGAGUCGGAGCGAGCGAGCGAGCCAGGGAGCGAGCGAGCCGGCGAGCGGGCGGGCGGGCGAACGCGGCGGGGAGAUGUGCCCGGAGGAAGGCGGCGCGGCCGGGCUGGGCGAGCUCCGCUCCUGGUGGGAAGUCCCGGCCAUCGCGCACUUCUGCUCGCUCUUUCGCACGGCGUUCCGCCUGCCGGACUUCGAGAUAGAGGAGUUAGAGGCAGCUCUUCACAGAGAUGAUGUGGAGUUUAUCAGUGAUCUGAUUGCCUGCCUGCUUCAAGGCUGCUAUCAACGAAGAGACAUCACGCCUCAGACAUUCCACAGCUACCUGGAAGAUAUCAUUAACUACCGUUGGGAGCUUGAAGAGGGGAAACCCAAUCCUCUGAGAGAAGCCAGUUUCCAAGACCUUCCUCUGCGCACUCGAGUGGAGAUCCUGCAUCGCCUCUGUGAUUACCGGCUCGAUGCAGAUGAUGUCUUUGAUCUUCUCAAGGGUCUCGAUGCAGACAGUCUCCGAGUUGAACCUCUGGGUGAAGAUAAUUCAGGUGCACUCUACUGGUACUUCUAUGGGACACGAAUGUACAAAGAAGACCCAGUGCAAGGAAGGUCCAAUGGAGAACUCUCCUUGAGCAGGGAAAGUGAAAGGCAAAAAAAUGUCUCAAAUGUUCCUGGAAAAACAGGCAAAAGAAGAGGAAGGCCUCCAAAACGGAAAAAACUACAGGAGGAGAUUCUAUCCAGUGAAAAGCAGGAAGAAAACUCCUUGACAUCUGACCUACAGACAAGAAAUGGAUCCCGAGGGCCAGGCCAAGGUACUUGGUGGCUCCUGUGUCAAACAGAAGAAGAAUGGAGACAGGUAACAGAGAGCUUCCGAGAGAGGACCUCACUCCGAGAACGGCAACUCUACAAGCUCCUCAGCGAGGACUUCCUGCCUGAGAUCUGCAACAUGAUUGCCCAGAAGGGAAAACGUCCACAGCGCACAAAGCCAGAGUUGCAACAUAGGUUUAUGUCUGACCACCUGUCCGUCAAAUCCAUCAAGCUAGAGGAAACUCCCAUGCUCACCAAGAUAGAAAAACAGAAGCGCAGGGAAGAGGAAGAAGAAAGACAGAUCCUUCUUGCAGUGCAGAAGAAGGAGCAAGAGCAGAUGUUAAAGGAGGAGAAAAAGCGGGAACUAGAGGAAAAGGUCAAGGCAGUGGAAGAUCGAGCUAAAAGGAGAAAGCUCAGGGAAGAACGAGCAUGGCUGUUGGCUCAAGGCAAGGAGCUACCCCCAGAACUUUCCCAUUUGGACCUGAAUUCUCCUUUGAGGGAAGGAAAGAAGACCAAGGACCUCUUUGAACUGGAUGAUGAUUUCACAGCCAUGUAUAAAGUUCUAGAUGUGGUGAAGGCUCACAAGGAUUCCUGGCCCUUCUUGGAACCUGUGGAUGAAUCUUAUGCCCCCAACUAUUACCAGAUUAUUAAGAUCCCCAUGGAUAUUUCAAGCAUGGAGAAGAAGUUAAAUGGAGGUUUAUAUUGUACCAAGGAAGAAUUUGUAAAUGACAUGAAGACCAUGUUCAGAAAUUGCCGAAAAUACAAUGGGGACAGUAGUGAGUAUACCAAGAUGUCUGACAAUUUAGAGCGGUGUUUCCAUCGGGCCAUGACAAAACAUUUUCCUGGUGAAGAUGGAGACACAGAUGAAGAAUUUUGGAUCAAAGAGGAUGAAAAACGGGAAAAAAGAAGGAGUCGGGCUGGUCGAAGUAGUGGAAGCCAUGUUUGGACACGCUCCAGAGACACAGAAGGGUCCAGCAGGAAACAGCCACCAGUGGAGAAUGGAGGAAAAUCAUUGCCUCCCACACGCCGAGCUGCCUUCUCAGGGGAUGAUCAGAGUAGCAGUUCCAUACAACUCCCUCCAGAGGUCGGCACAUCAAAUGGCCAAGGCUUUUCUCGCCCCCUGCAUUGUGGUAGGGUGCCUAGCCAGGCACCCCCUUUAAACCAGAUGAGGCCAGCAGCACCAGGAACAUUUGGCUCGCCUCAAGGAUCAGAUCCAACCAACUUACAUGGCUCCUCUCGAAUCCCAGAGGUGCCCCCAGCAGAGCCCUUGCAACACCCACCCUUUGCUAUACAGGCUCCAGUUGGAAUUAGUAACCAUCGGGGAUCCCUGCUUAGUGCUCCAGAAGACAAGAGAUGUGGGGGGCUAACACACCUUUCCAAUAUGGGGCCACAUGUCCCACCCUUACAGCUUGGGCAGAUGAAUUGUCCCAGUCAAGAUGGAAACAUGUAUCCACCAGCUCCAUUCCAGGCAGGAUUUAUUCCUUCUAGGCAUGGUGGGACUCCAGCCCGACCCCCAGACUUUCCUGAAAGCUCUGAAAUUCCUCCUGGUCACAUUUAUCAUUCGUACAAGUAUCUGAAUCGAGUACACCCUGCUGUUUGGAAUGGGAACCAUGGUACUACAAACCCUGGACGUUUGGGGCCAGAUGAGAAGCCUCACCUGGGGCCAGGACCCUCUCACCACCCUCAUGCCCUUGGUCAUGUGAUGGAUGGCCGAGUGAUGAGACAACCUAUCCCACCAAACCAGUGGACUAAACAGUCAAGCUUUCUACCUCAUGGAGUUCCUUCCUCGGGGUAUAUGCAGCCACCCUGUAAGUCUGCUGGACAUCGUUUGCAGCCACCUCCAACUCCAGCACCAAGUCCUCGGUUCAGAGGACCCUCCCAGGCCCUUCGGGAGGCACAAGGAGGGGAAUCCAUGAUGGACAGCCCUGAAAUGAUUGCCAUGCAGCAGCUCUCCUCCCGAGUCUGUCCCCCGGGUGUGCCUUACCACCCCCGCCAGCCCACUCCUCCCCAGUUACCUGGUCCCUUUCCACAAGUAGCUCAUUCAGCAUCGGUAUGUGUCUCAGCACCCAAGCCUGCAUUGGACAACCCUGGGAGUACACAGGAGAUCAGUGAAACACAAGAACCUCAGGAUGACCCAGCAGAGCCUUUGCCUGGACUUGAAGAGAAAGCAGCAGGCAUCUCUUCUUCAGAGGGGGCAUACCUCAAACAGCUACCUCACCCAGCACCUCCCUUGCCAGCCAGUUGUGCCAGGCAGAGCUCACCACAAGAAAGGGAAACAGAGGACUCCCAACUCAAAAGGGAUGCUUCAGAUUCUGCAGACACUUAUAAAGCAUCAAAGAACACGAACACCUGGCCUUUGGACAAUAGCUACAGCAGCCCAGCUGUGCAAGGCUGUUUGAGAGACCUCUCCAUAGUGGCAGAGACAGGGAAUCUACCUGAAAAUGGGGUUGUUGGUGAAGCAUCUCCCUGUAGAUCAGAGGGGAAGAGCCUUGAUAGUAGUGGUUCAGAAAAGCCACUCUGCCCCAGGGGUAAAACAUUGCAAGAAGCCGCGCCACGUACAGGACAGAAUGCAACUACACCUUCUUGCACAGAUCCCAGUUUGAUGGCAGGCACUGUGAACCAGUUUUCUCCCUUGUACAUGCCUGGCAUAGAAUACUCUAACUCAGCUACACAGUACCCUAUGAGUCCAGGUUUGCAAGGCUUGGGCUCUAUGAUGGGAGGAAAGUCCCCAGGAUCACAGCCUCAGUCCUUCUCUCCCAGGGGUUUCCAGGCUAACGGUCCUCACCCUGGACUCUUUCCCCGAUACCGCCCCCAGCAGGGAAUGAGAUAUUCCUACCAGCCUUCUUCUCAGCCUUCCUACCACCCUUAUCAGCGGACUCCUUAUUAUACAUGUCCACAGGGCUUUUCUGAUUGGCAGAGAUCUGUCCCUACCCAGAGAAGCCCAAGUGGACCCCCAGGGAGUCAACCUCCACGCUCCCUCUUCCCGGAUAAGAAUGCUUUGGCUGGUCUGCAAGGUUGUGAGACACUGAAUGCUGCCUUAACUUCGCCAACUCAGAUGGAUGCAGUGGCUGCUAAAGUUGUCCCACCUGAUGGACACAAUUCUGGUCCAGAAGAAGAAAAGAUGGAUGAAUCUGUGGAGAGGCCAGAGAGUCCCAAAGAAUUUCUAGAUCUGGAUAACCAUAAUGCAGCUACCAAGCGGCAGAGCUCACUGUCAACCAGUGACUAUCUUUAUGGAACUCCACCACCAUCUCUGAGUUCAGGAAUGACUUUUGGUUCCUCUGCUUUUCCACCCCACAGUGUGAUGCUGCAGACAGGGUCUCCAUACACUCCUCAGCGAUCAGCUAGUCAUUUUCAGCCUAGGGCAUACCCAUCCCCCGUCCCUGCCCACCCACCUCCCCAUCCAGUGGCCACCCAGCCCAAUGGCCUCUCUCCAGAGGGUCCCCUCUACUGCUGUCAGGAAGAGGGCCUAGGUCACUUCCAGGCUGCGAUGAUGGAACAGACUGGCACUGGAAGCGGAUUGAGAGGCUCAUUUCAAGAAGUGCACAGACCACCAGGAUUGCAAAUGCAUCCCAUCCAGUCACAGUCCUUAUUCCCAAAGACCCCGGCACCUGCAGCAUCACCAGAACAGUUGCCACCACAUAAGACCCCAACACUUCCUCUGGAUCAGAGCUAGUCCAGGGAGAAACAAAACCCCAAGGAAAUGGAUGACUGUAUGUGAAGACCCGAAGACAGGCCUGGAGGAUUUGAAGGAAUGACUGUUUGUACAUCUCUGUCCUGUCAUCCUGCUCUGCCUCUUCACUGUGAAUCCAGCCAUCCUCAGAGCUGAACUGCAUAGGCCUUAGGUGCACGCUCUUUAGAUGACUGACAGGCCUGUAGCUGGGAUCAUCUGCACAGCUGACAAACUUAACAAGAGCAAGUGUACCUGGAGUUCUUGCUGGCUUCUCCAAAUCCCAAGACUUUUGUUCAGGGAAAAUCACUUUAAACUUGGGUGGAGGGUACAUGUAAGGCUGGAGUGGUGCUUUUAAACUUUCAUGAGCAGCUAAUCUCAGGUAUAUAUUGGGAAGGGACUACUUGUAGUAUUAAUGUUUUUGGAGCUGGGUCCAGUUUACAGAAGUUUCAUGUUGCCUUUUUUUAAUUAUAUUUUUAUUUUUUGUGGUGAAUGUAUUGUAUAUAGAGUGGGACAGUCAGGUGGGCACAUGAAAGAGUUGGGAAUCCUUCCCAGCUAUGGCCAGCACACUGUACUGGAGUAGUCUCUGUCUUUAUACAGAGCUUGGAAAAGAGACCCAGAAGAUUGCAGCCUAUAUGUCAUUUAACUUGCUUUCCUGGUAGCCUCCUUUCCAACCAGCCUCAGAGACAACUUGUCCUCCUCAGCAUUCAUUUCUCAGUUGGUUGGACGGUGCUGUCAUGUGACUUACUGGGUGUUGCAGCCAGAGGGCAGGCUGCUCUCUAUCUGGUGGCCUAAGUUCUGGACUUGGAAAAGCAUGUCCCUUCCUGCUUGUUCCACCAGCUCUACCAGAUAGUUGUAAGCCAGGAACUUGGGCUCUCUAGAGUGUUUUACUCAUUAGAAGAUAAAGUGGCUUCGUCAUGGGCCUGUCAGGCCUGUGGUCUAGAAGGCAUCAUACAACGCUUUCUAGCACAAAUCACAUUUUGUGAAAGUGACUACUCAGGUUUGUUAUGUAUGUUAGUCUCAAUAAAGAAAUUGCACAGGUUCGAAUAAGGAAAGUAUAUCCUAUAGAUUUAAAUUUAAAAUUAGGCCUAUUUCAGUAUGUGUAGUUUUUAUCCAGUUUAAGUGAAUCAUAGUAGACUCAGUUGAUUUAAAGUAGCUGCUGUCAAGGGCUAGUUCUUGGGAAUUAUUUGUUGUGUCUGUGAUAGGAAACAAUUUUACAGUAUUAAAUUACGUUACUAUGGAUUUAGAAGUGAAUUACACUGGAUUCUCCCUGUUUAGCCUUCUGUAUUUUAUUUUAGCUGAGAUGUCACCAAAGUUAGGAUCUAUGUUUAAAUUUUUGAAUAUUCCACACAGAAUAAACCAAGGGAAAUGCCCUGGAGUUUCAAGUCUUUGUAAAAAAAAACAAAACAAAACAAAAAACAUGCUGUGGGAUAAUAGAGAUCUCCAUAAAAUACUAAUCUGCCCUUAUAUCUUAGAGUAUAGGUGUGGGGAAGGGUCAAUGGAAAUUUCUCUCCAGUUCCAGUGUCCUCAGGAAAUGCAGACUAGUCUGCCUGAUGCGCGAGGAUUGCAGGGAAAACAAUUGGACACAUCUGGGCUGUAGAGAUAAUUGGACCCUAGGACACCUGCUGUCUUGAUAGAAGUGGCUGUUUGCCAACCUGCUGGCAUUGCUGGGGACCCAGAGCGUGUCUCCCAGGCAUGGCUCACACAGACAGGGAGUUUUCUUUCCUGAAUCAGAAGCCAGACAUCUCUGCAAUUGAGUUUAGAAGACCAGUGAAGUCAGAACUGAAUCAACUGCUGCAGUUUUUGUGUCCCCCACUAAUAAUGGGGGCUGUAAAUCUCACCAGGACUGCUGCAACCAUCAGGCCCGUCUCUGUCAAGGUACUAAAACCAGAGGCUGCUAAGCUGCUCACCUUCCAUCUCGCCCCUUUACCUGAUCCUAAAGAAAUGCUUUGAACAACACUGGGUAGAGAGGAAUUUGUGAGUUCCUUCAUCCCUUCCUGGUUUAUGGAAGAAAUUAAAUAAGAAAUUGAACUACUGAAUUAAGUUCUAAUAACACUGUAAGAAGAGCCUGUUGUGUCCCGUGUGUAAAUUUGGUGGUUCCUAGUACUUAGAGGACUUCGUACUUCCUCUCCUAGUCUGGUCCUAACUUUUACUGAUCUUUGAAGUGCUAGGUUUCCUAGAGCAGCCAGAACACAGUGCUGAGCCUCUGUGAUCACAGCCCUCGCCCACUCAGAUGCAGACAAGAUCAUUGGUUUUUCCCUUUCUGCUUCCAGCACUUCUCUUCCAGGUAUCUUACACAGAUGCAAUAUUUUAAAAGCAGGUGCAAAUAAUUGUGUUUGCAGUCUUCUUCAGUAGGGAAAUGGUUAUGGAAGAUGGACUACUUAGAAAUAGUAUAUAGGGAGGGGUGUCUUAAAAGACUCACUUUUAGGCUAGGACCUACAUCCAUUGGUCACUGUGGCCUUGCUAGUGUGCUGACUCUCUGACCCCAGGAAGACAUGGAUGUGCAUGAUUGGAAGCACAAUUAUGAUUUAGUGUUAGACUUAGCUUUAUCAGAUUUAGUCAUAACUUAGAACCCGUAGGGCUUAAAAGAUUCAGAAAGCCAAGGGGAGCCUUUUAGAAGGCUUAUGAGUGUGUGUCUUUGUCUCCUAGCCCCACUGUGAAAUAUUUUUCUUUAAAAGGGAAAAAAAAAUUAGCAAGAGCUGUUAGUUGAAAUCCUCUCCUUAGAAGAAUGUGAAUAGGAUAGACUAUGCAGGGCUCUUGUUCAUGUGACUUUUCAUCCUAUCUCUUAAAAAUAAAUGUACAGCCACUCUGCUUUCUGAGCCAGAUUGGUUUUGGGUCACCUGAUAGGGCACCUAUCUGAGCCUGUGAACUGCUCUUCAGUUCACACUGAGCCUAGGCCCUAGGCCAGCUGCUCACAAACGGUAAACUUCACACUAGUCCAUAUAUUAAACUAUAUGGAAAACUUUAAAGACCUAUAGUCUCCUCCCUCUCCUUCCCUCAGCUCAAUUAAAUUUCAACUCUAAAUGUCAAUUACUCUAGCCUGUCUGUUGACUGGCCAUUUGAUGUUAUUGUCUAAUGGCAUUUGUUUGCUGUAUGGUUGUUCUCUAUGUUAACUUCUACUGGCAUUAAAAGGUGUGCAUGUUGAAUAUAGUCUUAAACACACAAAUGUCCCAAUGUAGUUCUCACCAGGUUUGCCACCAACAUUGACUUCAAGUCAUACCACUUGGUCAGACUUAUUUUAAUGAGUGUUCAAAUCUAUAAAUGAAAAACUGUUAACCUAAUCCUAGGUGGGUGAGGGGCUGAAGAUGUAGUUCUAUGCACUUGCCUAGCAUGUGCAGGUCUGGUGGAAUGGACCUAUAAUCCCAGCUCUUUUAAGGCUGGGGGCUGGAGGAUCACAAGUUCGGCCUUGCCUGAGCAACUUAGUAAGAUGUGGACUCCAGAGGGAGAAAAGGGGUGGGGUAUAACUCAGUGCUAGAGCACUUGUGCAGCAUACCUGAGGCCAUAGCUUCAGUCCUUAUUUACCGCUGUCACCCCAAAAAAGAAACUAAUUUGAAAUUCCCCAGGAAGACUUAAUCGGGAGUCAAGGUCAGGAGGUGUCAAAAUCCUCAGGUGUUUCAGAUGACCUCAUUUGAUCUUCUAGCAUUGUAGUUCCCUCCUUGGCCUCCCUCCUCAUAUACUUAACCCUAAUGUUCCCUUCCCAACAGUGUGUCAGUGAGUGUUCAGUCUAGCGGGUUUCUGGAAUGAGGGCAGCUCUUGUCAACAGCUGUAGCAAAGACAAUUGGCAUUUGGGUGAAAACAUGCAGACAUUUCCCCUUCUCCCAUGAAUUUACAGCACUCACUGCUUUAUUUCAAACGUCGUGGCACAGGCAGAGGCGGAAAGAUCUGUGAGUUCAAGGUCUGCUUGGUCUAGCUUCAGGCCAAAGCUUAAAUUGUGAGACCCCCUUUAAAAUAGCAAACAAACCCCAAGAAUGAAUGUGACAAAUGUGAUUGAUACUUGCUGGUGAAAGGCACUGACUACCUUUUUCUGUUUGAGUGCACUGAACUCCUUAGAGCCUUAGGACCUGUCGUGGACCUUCCCUUUGAGUAGAUGGGUUGCAUGCCCAAUCACAGGCUGGCACAAGCUUAGCCUUGGUGCUAAGCUCUUGAUCCCUCUCUGCCAGUCUAGGUUAAAUAUAUUCUGUAGGUGAGGUGAGACAACAAGCUUACUACUAUCUUCGCUUAAGUUAGCCACGCUCACUCCAUCCUCUCCCUUGGGGUUCAGUGGGGACAGCUGUAUGGAUAUUGAAUAAUUUAUUGAAAUGCUGCCUCCCUCCUCCCUCCACCUCAUUUAGUAGCCUCUGUGGCCCCUUCAUUUCUUUAGGCAGGGGAUACUUCUCUCAUUUGACUCGUGGGCAGCUCCUGGGGGCCCUAGCCCCAAAUUGCCAGUCUGCACACAGUAUAUGACAUUGGACAUUGGUCUUUUGCUAUGGAAAUGAAUGCCCUAUAAACUGUCCUGGCCAGUACCUGAAAGGGGGAAUGGUAUUUAUUUUUAUAUUGUAUAUAUUUUGUCAUGGUCUGCUGGUUCCCUGCUGUUUCAUUGAGAGCGACAAUUACCUCAAUAGUUAGUUUGAUACUGUGUGUUGGAUAAAUUUUGAAAGAACUUUUAAAAAAGCUUUUUUGAUCUUUGGAGAUCUGUAGAUUUAUUUCCAUAUGAACUGGUUAUUUUGUAUAAAGUACAUUGUUAAAUUA